Drosophila kikkawai is the source of this 3508-nucleotide messenger RNA. The record is from RefSeq and is a predicted model, not a curated record. NCBI's taxonomy places the organism in Eukaryota, Metazoa, Arthropoda, Insecta, Diptera, Drosophilidae.
GUUCGGUUAAAAAAUUGGUUAAAAAAUUGCUAGAACCCAGAGAAACUCACGCACGAAACCAUAUUUAAUAACAAUAGUAGUAACAAGUAGUAACAACAACAACAAAAACACGCAUCAAAAUCAAAGAGCCAAAAUAGCUAAAAGCCCACUCCCCCCCACAAAAAGUGCGUGAAGAAGUGAACACGUUUUUUUCCAGUGUGCCGUUCGCGAGUAUCUAUGCGUAUAUAUAUGGGUGUGUGUGUGUGUACUAUAGCUGCUGCCAGUGCACUGCCGCUGCCAUUUGCUGCCUUGCAAUGAAAGUGCAAUAAGUUAACUUUUGGAAGUUGGAAAGAAAAGCGGCCACGAACACUGGAAGAACCACAUUAUCGACCUUUACAGUGACCGAAGAAAGCCGUCGGCAAAAAAUAAAAAGGAAAUGCAGGCCACCAAAAUGCGAACGCCCUUCGCCAUCCAGGAAAUCCUUGGCCUGGGCGCCUACCAGCAGCAAAGUGGGGCCAGUGGCAAUGCCACGCCCUCGGAGGCGCCACCCUCACCGGCAGCCACCCCACCACCGCCGGCGAGUACGCCCCUCCAGCUAAAUUCCACGAUCGCCGCCGCUGCAGCCGUUGCCGCCGGACAGCAACAGCAGAGGGAGCAGCGGGAACGGGAACGUGAGCAAUUGGAAGGCCUGCGGGAUUCGCGAUCCUUGUCGCCCGAUGUGACCAGACUAUCGGCCGCAGCAGCUGCUGCGGCUGCAGCAGCCGCCCACUGCCAGCUGCCCGUUUUCAAUCCGGCCAACUUUUAUGCCGCCGCCGGCUAUGCGGCCGCCGCGGAUCCGGGCAAUGCUGCUGCCGCCCAUCAUCAUCACAUGACCACCCUGGCGGCGGCGGCCUAUCUGAGGGGCUUCCUGCCGCCCGGCUUUAGCACGCCGCACGAGUUCCGGGGACACUUUCAGCAGCACUUUGGCGCCCAGUUUGCAGAACAAGCGGCCGCACGUGGUCAGGAGUACGCCAGCAGCCUGGCCAAUGCCAGUGGCGAUGAGCAAUCACCCAGCAAGAAUAGCAACUCAUCAGGCAAUGGCUCCGGAUCGGGCACUGGAGGAUCGGGAGGAUCUGGAGCCAACCAGGUGGCUAGCAAUGGCUUGAGUCACCUGGGCUCACCUACGACGAGUAAUGGCGGUGGCGCUGGCAGUUCUGGAGCUGCUGGUUCCGGCUCUGGUUCGGGGCCAGCUAACAGUGCCUCGGUUUCGGGUGGCAGCAGCUCCUCCACCUCGGGUGCUGGCAGCGGCAGCGGCAGCUCGGCCAAUCGCUCUUCGCCCGCCGGUCCUCAUCAUUCGGCCGCUUUGGCCGCCCAUCAACAUGCAGCAGCUGCCGCGGCCGCUGCCCAUCAUCAUGCCGCUGCUGCGGCUGCCGCCCACCAUGCCCAUCAUGCCCAUGCCCAGGCUCAUGCCCAUGCACAUGCUCAUGUGCAUGCCCAUGCCGCCCAUGCUGCCCAUGCCCAUGUCCAUCAUGCUGAGGCGGCAGCUUUCCUUGGCGCCGCCGGCGGUGCUGGUGGCAAUCCCAGUGGCCUGCUGGGUGCCCAUGCAGGCGAUGUCCUUGUGGGUCCCGGAGGAACGGGUCCCGGGGGCAAGAAGAAGAAUAAGCGGAGGCAUGGAAGGACGAUCUUCACCAGCAGUCAGCUGGAGGAGCUGGAGAAGGCCUUCAAGGAGGCCCACUAUCCGGAUGUGAGCGCCAGGGAGCUGUUGUCGAUGAAGACGGGACUGGCCGAGGAUCGAAUUCAGGUUUGGUACCAAAACCGACGGGCCAAGUGGCGCAAGACGGAAAAGUGCUGGGGCCACAGCACCAAGAUGGCCGAAUAUGGCCUGUAUGGGGCCAUGGUGAGGCACUCGCUGCCACUGCCAGAGACCAUCAUAAAGUCGGCCAAGGAGGAUGAAUCGGUGGCACCCUGGCUGCUGGGUAUGCACAAAAAGUCCCUGGAGGCGGCCGAGCUGCUCAAGAGCGACGAGAGCGAUAGGGAGACGCCUACGUCAGAUGAUACCAAUACCAGCUACUCGGCGGGCAGCACCCACAACUCGCCCAUCUCCAGCUUCUCGAUCUCGCGUCUCCUCUUCGAUGCCCCGCCGCCGGCCUCGGGGAAGGGGCCCCAUCACCACCAUCAUCAUCAUCACCAUCACAAGCACAGCCAUGCUCAUGCCCAUGCCCAGGCCCAGGCUCAGGCUCAUGCCCACAUAGCCGCCGCCGCAGCAGCCGCCCAUCAUCACCAGCAGCAGCAGCACUUGCAUCAGGCCGGAGGAGGAGCUGAUGGCUCCGCCUUGCAGCAUCUUGGCCAGCAGGGACAGGGUCAGGGUCAGCAACAGCAGCAGCAGCAGCAAGGAUCUGGAUCCGCGGGACCGCAGCCACACCAUCCGUACAACCAGCAGCAGCAUCUGCAUCAUCUGCAGCAACUGCAGCAGGCCCAGCAGCAGCAGGCACAGCAGCAGCAACAGCAGCAGCAACACCAUCAUCACCAUCAUCACCAUGCGGCUGCACUGCAGCAUAUGCAUCAUCAUGGUGCUGCCGCUGGGUAUGCCGAGGCAGCAGUGGCUGCUGCUGCAGCAGCUGCUGCAGUGGCGGCCGCAGCAAAUGCACGCAACGCGGCAGCCGCAGCAGCAGCAGCGGCUGCUGUAUCGGUGACCAUAGCCGAAUCGGAGCCAGAUGAGGAGCAGGAUGACCUAGAGGAUAUGGAGCUGGACAAGGAUGGUGAUGGGGACCUAGAGGAAGUCGAUGGGAACAACGAGGCCGAUCCCGAUCCGGAUGCGGAUGGCGAGGGGGAUAUAGAUAUAUGCGAUGAUCACGACGAUGAGGUGCGGCUCCAGGAGCAGCUGCUGCUCAAGGUGAAGCAGGAGCAGGCCAACAACAGUGGGCCCAGAUGAAAUAUGUACAUCGAUGUGUUGUUCUAAGGACAACGAAGCAACUAGAAAACAAAUAUAUAAAACAACACGGCGAUGGGAACUUUGAGGGGAGGUAGGGAAGAGUCAGGCUUGGGAGAUUUCAAAACUCCUUUGAAAUUAUUUAGAAGAUUUGUCCUACAAUUGAUUUUAAAUAGUUUUUGAGUACAAUCUUUGUUCAAGCAAUUUUGUAAACUCUGUAAUAUUUUUUAUAUUUUUUUCAGUUUUGAUUUCGUCUUGGGAGAUUUUAAAUCUUCUUUUUUAAGGACUUUUAGAUCCGUAGAUAUGUUUAAAGCUUUAAAGAAAGAUUUUAAAUAUUUACUGAGCUGGUUUCUCUUUUUUUUAACCUCUUUUAAUCCCUGUAAUAUUAUUUUAAACCUGAAUCAAUCUGGAUUUCGUGUAAAUUUUGUGUUUGUAAAGGCAAAUCUUCAAUCUCCAAGCGGACUCUCCCCUGAAUCAAUAGGUUUAGUCUCCCGAAUAGCUACUCGUUCCUCGUCUUACAAUGCAAUGAACAUUUUCUAAGCAUAAAAUUAAUUAAAAUAAAUUAAUUAAUAACAGCAAAUUCAUAAAAAAAGAAAAAGGAAGGAAAACCAAGCAAACGAA